Messenger RNA from Dichomitus squalens LYAD-421 SS1, 1770 nucleotides. RefSeq names its product terpenoid synthase. The record is from RefSeq and is a predicted model, not a curated record. Lineage: Eukaryota; Fungi; Basidiomycota; Agaricomycetes; Polyporales; Polyporaceae. The transcript is spliced from 5 exons. Gene Ontology annotation, cellular component: transferase complex. Gene Ontology annotation, biological process: isoprenoid biosynthetic process; ubiquinone biosynthetic process. Gene Ontology annotation, molecular function: prenyltransferase activity. The annotation marks the transcript as partial.
GCAUGCUCAACUUGCCCAACUUGCGCACCCUUCUGUCCCGCGUUCUUGACCUCCCGAAGCUGCACACUGUUGUCCUGUUUACACCAGAAGGCGAACUGGUAUCCUACGUUUCUAUACCUGAUAGGCCGAAGGAUCGCGUGCGCGUGAUAGUAGGCCUCAGCACAGAGAUAUGGCAGGAGACGCGAGAGCAGGGUGUCGGUAGGGUCGAUUCACAGCUUGGACAUCUCCUAGUGCUGCCAGUAGAAGCGCAAAAGAAGGACGACGACGAUGAUCCUCCCUUGCUCCUGACGCUGAACUCUGAGACGAGCGUACCAUGGGAAGAGCUUGAGGUCAAGAAAAAGACGACCCAUUCCGCACAACCACAGACGCUACCGCCCAAUGAUCCACUCCUUCACGCCCCGAACCCCCCAAAAUUGCCAACGCGUCCGGACCCGUACAAGCUGGUUGCGCCUCAACUCCAGCAGCUACGCGAAACUCUGCUCAACCUGCUUGGCUCGUCACACCCCUCUCUGACCGAGAUCGCCCAAUAUUAUUUCUUGCAUCCGUCAAAGCAGCUCCGGCCUCUCCUCGUCCUCCUCUUUUCGCAGGCAACGAAUGGUUUGGGCUCUGGCUGGCAUCUGAAGAAAUGGGCGGCGGAGUGCGAAGGCGCGGGCGGACGCGCGGAGGAACUCGACCGUCCACUGACGCGUCCGGACGUGCUCAACGACUGGAAUCCGAGCAUGCCAGACCAUACCGCAUCGUUCCAGACGUCGUUCUCCGUUCGUCCUCCACGCCUGCCUCACCAGCCGCCAACUCCCCCGCCGUUCACACCUGCGAUGUUCGUGCCUACGGUGGCCGAGCCGCUUGCCCUGCUUCCGACGCAGGUACGGCUAGCGCAAAUUGUGGAGAUGAUACACGUCGCGUCGCUCCUGCAUGACGACGUGAUUGACAAGUCGCCGCUAAGGAGGGGGGUAGCGUCCGCGCCUGCAGCCUUUGGGAACAAGCUGUCCGUGCUGGCGGGCGACUUCCUCCUCGGCCGGACGAGCGCCGCGCUCUCACGGUUAGGUGAGAACGAGGUCGUCGAGCUUAUUGCGAGCGUCAUCGCCAACCUCGUGGAGGGGGAGAUCCUCCAGCUGAAGGCGGUCCAUGCGGACGAACUUGGCGUGGCGGGACUGUCGCCCACGGUAGGACAGGAGAACUGGAACAUCUAUCUCCAGAAGACCUACCUGAAGACGGCGAGUCUGAUGGCGAAGGGUGCUCGGGCAGCGGUCGUCCUGGGUGGGUGCAAGGAAGGCGAGGUGUGGAAGGAGGUAGCGUACGCCUACGGUCGCAAUCUGGGUAUUGCAUUCCAGCUCGUCGACGAUAUCCUCGAUUACGAGGCCGGAGACGCCACGCUGGGUAAGCCUGGGGGCGCCGAUUUGCAGCUGGGUCUCGCCACAGGACCUGCCUUGUUCGCUUGGGAAGAGCAUCCAGAGAUGGGCCCUCUCAUCAUGCGCAAGUUCGGACAGCCUGGUGACGUUGACUUGGCAAGAGAUCUUGUUCGCAGGUCAUCUGGCGUAGAGCGGACGCGUGAGCUUGCGCGUGCGCAUGCGGAUAAGGCUCGGGAGGUGCUGGCUCCGCUGCCCGACAGCGAUGCGAAGGGCGCGCUAGAGGCGUUGACAGAGAGGGUGGUGAAGCGGACCCACUGAUGCACCCAACUCUACAUAUAUCAUAGUAAUCACAUGCACCAUAGACGAUGUGCCACUUGCUUGGGACACUCUUCAUCCGCAGACAUGCAUGAUCUGAACUCUC